Molecule: messenger RNA, 231 nt
Organism: Protopolystoma xenopodis
Lineage: Eukaryota; Metazoa; Platyhelminthes; Monogenea; Polystomatidea; Polystomatidae
Source: the annotation of a GenBank genome assembly
CCCCCGGAAACCCUUCAAAGUAUUCGGUUUGGCUAUUUUGGAGAUCUGAUGCUCGAGAGCGAAAUGGUUUGUAAUGGAAUUGUUAAGUCUCAUCUGCUGUCCAUUAACUGCUCCAUGAAUGAUCAGAACUUAAGACACUCAGAUUGCCCGGGAGGCGCGGACACUCGGGCCAAGAUUCGUCGGUCAUCUCGACCAUUAUUUUGCAUGGUGACGCACUAUGUUGUCCACUGA